UUCUUUAAACCCCGACACUUCGCUGGAGUUGCUUCCCUGCGCGUCUUAGAGUCGGUGGGAGGGGAGCAUUCCCCAAAAUCUCUUCUAAAGAUGGAGACCCGUCUGGUUGUUUUCCCUGGCGUCCACUUUACUCUUUCUACCUGGCUAAUUCUUUCCUCCUGGUAUGUUUUUCCAAAUGUAAAGGCAGAUAUAAGUUGCGCGCCAUGUAUGUCGCCAAUGCAAGUGAAUUACGCAGGGGAUGAGCAUCUGCGUGACCCGCCUGAUUCUGGGAAAUAUCCGAGACAGGAUCAAAAGAAACCCAAGCUGAUCGCAGUUCUUUACCCGAAUAUUGGAGUACCAACAGCACAAGAGGUGGAUGGUUUUCCAGGGAUCGCGCCAAAACUGGAAAGAAACGCAGAGGAGAUAAGCUCCCGCGCGCUUUUGGGGGACUCCACCGAGUCCGCUUUAGAUGAAGAAUUGUUUUCGGAUGAAUAUGUAAAAAGUGAAUCCGAAUAUGGACCCGAGGACGCCGCAUUAGGGAGAGUCAAAAGAAGCGUGCCCGAGUUUCUGGAGAGCGCGGAAGUCCGCUCGGAGGAGCAGAGAAAGACCUCCGGUCUGCGGGUGGACGGACAGAGUAAACGCGCCGAAGUUCGCUGGAACAGAGAUGAUGAGCACGAAUCCAGACCAGACGAACCCAAACUGACCAGCAGCACUUUUGCUCUGGCUGGAGACUCCGCGCACAACCACGCAGUCGUUUACUGGACUGGAAAAAACAGCAGUGUGAUACUGAUUCUCACCAAGCUAUAUGACUUUCACCUUGGCAGUGUAACGGAAAGCACUUUAUGGAGGUCGACAGAUUAUGGCAGCACUUAUGAGAGGCUGAAUGAUAAAGUGGGAGUCAAGACUGUUUUGAGUUACCUCUAUGUCUGCCCCACCAACAAGAGAAAGAUAAUGGUGUUGACUGACCCAGAGUUUGAAAGCAGUGUUCUCAUCAGCUCGGAUGAAGGUGCCAGUUAUCAGAAGUACCGCUUAAACUUCUUCAUCUUAAGUCUUCUUUUCCAUCACACUCAAGAGGACUGGGCUUUGGCCUACAGCCACGAUCAGAAGCUGUAUAGUUCAUUUGACUUUGGCCGAAAGUGGCAGCUGGUUCACGAGCGAGUGACUCCGAAUCGCUUCUACUGGUCAGUAACCGGUCUGGACAAGGAGUUAGAUCUGGUGCACAUGGAGGCCCACACUCCUGAUGGACAUUGUCAGUAUGUGACAUGCAGAGCUCAAGCCUGCUCUGAAUCCAGUAGGACAUAUCCAUUUUCUGGUUAUAUUGAGACCAACUCACUUGUGGUUCAAGAUGAAUAUGUGUUUGUUCAGGUGACGACCACUGGCAGAGCAAGCUACUAUGUGUCCUAUCAAAGAGAACCUUUUGUACGCAUUAAAAUCCCCAAAUACUCCCUGCCCAAGGACAUGCAUAUUGUGAGCACAGAUCAAGGUCAGGUUUUCACUGCUGUCCAGGAGUGGAACCAGAACGAUACCUACAACCUGUACAUAUCUGACACGCGUGGAAUAUACUUCACUUUGGCCCUGGAGAACGUCAGGACCAGCCGUGGGCUCGGAGGCAACAGCAUGAUUGACCUUUACGAGGUAGCAGGGAUUGAAGGUAUGCUCAUUGCUAAUAGGAAGGUGGAGAACCAGGUGAAGACGUACAUAACUUACAACAAGGGCCGAGACUGGAGGCUUUUGCAGGCGCCCACUACUGACCUGGCAGGAAAUCCCAUUCAUUGUGUGCUGCCGUUUUGCUCGCUGCACCUACAACUGCAGAUGUCAGAGAACCCGUACCUCUCAGGCUCCAUUUCCACCAAGAGCUCGGUGCCGGGAGUCAUCGUGGCUACAGGAAAUAUUGGGUCUGAGCUGUCUUACAAUAAUGUGGCGAUGUUCAUUUCAUCAGAUGCAGGCAAUAACUGGAGACAGAUUUUUGAAGAAGAGCACAACGUGUGGUUUUUGGACAAAGGUGGAGCUUUGGUUGCCGUGAAGCAGCCCACUGUGCCCACUAGACAUCUUUGGAUCAGUUUUGAUGAAGGUCGUCAGUGGACGCGUCACAGUUUCUCAGCCAUGCCGCUGUUCGUGGACGGUGUUCUGGUGGAGGCAGGUGCUGAAAAUCAGAUCAUGACGUUUUUUGGACACUUCAGUCAUCGUUCUGAAUGGCAGCUUAUCAAAAUUGACUACAAGCCCAUAUUCACCAGAAGGUGCACAGAGGGAGACUACCAAACCUGGCACCUGCAUAACCAGGGUGAGCCAUGCAUAAUGGGUCAAAAGAAGAUCUACAUGAAGCGUCGUCCAGGAAACUACUGCAUGGUUGGAUGGGACAACUCCAGGAUCCUGUCUGCAGAACCCUGUAUUUGCAGAGCACAUGACUUUGAAUGUGAUUAUGGUUUUGAGAGAAGAGGGGAUGGAAACUGUUUGCCUGCAUUUUGGUUCAACCCUUCCACACUGUCUCGAAGCUGCAGCCAAGGGCAAAACUACCUCAACAGCACAGGAUAUCGUAAAGUGGUAGCGAAUAACUGCACAAAAGGAGUGAAGGAGAUGUACACAGCCAGGAAACAGCAGUGUCCGAAUCGCCCCCCGCGAGGUUUAGUCCUGACAACACAUGAUGACAAACUCACAGCCAACAUGGGCAGCAAUGUGACCUUCCUGGUGCAGUUAGAAGAGGGUGACUCUAUGAGGACAAACAUUCAGCUGGACUUUGGGGAUGGUACAGCCGUGUCCUACUCCAACCUGAGCUGGACAAAAGAGGGCAUCCGGCACAUGUACCGAAGCGCAGGCAUCUUCAGAGUAACAGCGCUGGCGGAGAACAGCCUCGGGUUCGACACCUCAUCCCUCCACCUGCAUGUGACGUGCCCUGUGGAGCAUAUUCAGCUGAUGGCUCCAUAUGUGGUCAUUAAGAAUAAGGAGGUGAACCUGACGGCAGUGGUCUGGCCUUCUAAUUUCAGAACGCUUACCUAUUUCUGGUGGCUGGGGAACAACACAGAGCCCAUAAUUACGCUGGACAGCAGUAUUUCACACACGUUCAGCACCGAGGGCAUGGUCACCGUCACUGUUCAGGUCUCGUCAGGAGACUCUAUACUACAGGACACCAGAAGCAUCGCCAUACAAAAAUUCUUCAAAUCGCUUCUUUUGUCUUUCUCUCCUAAUCUGGACGAGGCUAACCCCGACGUCCCGGAGUGGAGACAGGAUGUGGGUCGGGUAAUUCAGAAGGCUGUUCUCCAAGUCGCUGACAUUCCGGAAGAACAGUUGCUGGUGGCCGUGUUUCCUGGCAUUCCGACUGCGGCCGAACUCUUCCUGCUUCCUCCCAGGAACCAAUCGGAUGGCAGGAUAUGGACAGAGGAGGAUCUGGAGCAGAUCUCAGAAAUUUUGGUCAACGCAUUGAAUCAGAUCUCUGUGGAGUUCGAGUUGAAACCUGGCUCCCGGGUCAUCGUUUACACCACACAAUUAACUUUAGCUCCACUGGUUGACUCCAUCCCGAGACACAGCAGUUCUGCUAUGCUGAUGCUUCUGUCUGUGGUGUUUUUGGGUUUAGCUGUAUUUCUCAUCUACAAAUUUAAGAGAAAAAUCCCUUGGAUUAACAUUUAUGCGGAGGUGAACCAUGAGAAAGAGCAGGAGAUGAUCAGUACGGUGGGCCAGAAUGACGCCACACCAAAAAUCACCCUGAGUGAGUUCUCCACCCAGAAAGAGCUAAUGGAGAAAGAGCUGGAGGCCCGUGCCAAACGCGGUGUGAUCAACACCUGCGAAAGCACAAGGGAGAUCCCCAACUGCACGAGUGUCUGAAAACGUCAAGAAAGAAGGCGGAGGCGUAUUGUAAUAAUGUGUACAGAGGUAUCACAAUUUUAAAGGUUGACAGUUUUCCUUUAUGCUUUUUUUGUAAAUUCAAAACACUGUCAUUGUUAAUAGUUUUCUAAGGAGCUCAGAUUUGCAUGGGUGUCUUGUUUGUUACGAUCUGCGUGGAAAAUAAGAAUAGAUUUAACUACUCUACAAGUCACUGAAAACAUGCUUGGUUGAGAAAUUACCAAUUUACCAACAUUUGAAAUUCCAAAAAAUGUUGUUCUGGAAUCGUAAUGGAAAGUUGGGGGGAAAGCCACUUGCCCGGUGCAUUUUUGAAUUAUAUCUGUCAGUUUAUCAGUUUUGAAAUUGUGUGAAAAAAAGUGGCUUUUAGUAUCAAAAACUUUGGAUUUUUGUUGGGUCAGAACGUAGCCUAUUUAUGCCAAGUUCAUUUAACUAUUCAAACUGAUUUUUCAAACAUUGUGAAGAGUGCUUUUAGUGACUACAUUAACUUAAUUUUUCUGUAGGUCAUCUCGUUUUUUAUAUUUGUCAGAACUUGAACUGAGGGGACAAAAUUGCAGCUAAAGCAUGCAAGAAAAGCCAACAGUGUUUAUAUCCCUCUCUAUAUUACAGCUUUGCCUUCUUCUUGUAAGCAAUCCUGCUCUGCAAUCUUCUAAAUUAGUGGUUGUUGAAACAUUUCAACUUUUAAUUACACAUUUAUCUCACUUAUCGAGCCUUCGUCUAAAGGUGAAGAGAUAUGGACUAAAAUGUGAAUUUUUCAAUCAUGAAGUGAGAUACCUUUCCAAAAGCACUGUGAUAAAAUGUCAGUUUGAAGGCAAGCUUUUUGUACUUCUAUAAAGAGGGAAUAUAGAGUAACUAUUAAGAAUAACAUCUCUAUAGUAAAGCUUUUUUUGGAGCUCGAACUUAAGUAAAAUCCAUGAAAUAUCAAACGUUGAAAAUGUUUUGUGGAA
Carassius carassius (crucian carp) is the source of this 4757-nucleotide messenger RNA. RefSeq names its product sortilin related VPS10 domain containing receptor 3a (gene sorcs3a). The record is from RefSeq and is a predicted model, not a curated record. Gene Ontology annotation, cellular component: membrane. The transcript is spliced from 27 exons. Lineage: Eukaryota; Metazoa; Chordata; Actinopteri; Cypriniformes; Cyprinidae. Gene Ontology annotation, molecular function: protein binding. Bases 91 to 3795 code for a protein of 1234 amino acids.